GAGGGGAGCAUCUGUGGGGGCCUGGUGCGCGCGCGCGUGUUUGUGUGUGCGCGCGUGUGUGGUGUUUCCCCUGCCGCGGGGAAAUGGCUGCUGUUGCUCGUCCUGGGCCCGCGGAGGAGAAUGAGACUAAUAGGGAUGCCAAAGGAAAAAUAUGAUCCUCCAGAUCCUCGUAGAAUUUAUACCAUCAUGUCAGCAGAGGAGGUAGCCAAUGGGAAAAAAUCUCACUGGGCAGAAUUAGAAAUCUCGGGUAGAGUGCGGAGCUUAAGUACAUCACUUUGGUCAUUGACACACUUGACAGCGCUGCACCUAAAUGACAAUAAUCUUGCUCGCAUUCCACCUGAUAUUGCCAAGCUUCAUAAUCUGGUUUACCUGGAUCUGUCAUCCAAUAAACUCAGAAGUUUACCAGCAGAACUAGGAAACAUGGUGUCUCUCAGGGAAUUGCUUUUAAAUGACAAUUAUUUACGGGUUUUGCCUUAUGAACUUGGCCGGCUCUUCCAGCUGCAAACUCUAGGUUUAACAGGCAAUCCUUUAUCACAGGAUAUUAUGAGCUUAUACCAGGACCCAGAUGGAACCCGAAAGCUACUGAACUUCAUGCUUGACAAUCUUGCAGUUCAUCCAGAGCAGCUUCCUCCGAGGCCAUGGAUUACAUUAAAAGAACGAGACCAAAUCCUGCCAUCAGCAUCAUUCACGGUUAUGUGUUACAAUGUGUUAUGUGAUAAAUACGCUACCCGGCAGCUAUAUGGCUAUUGCCCGUCCUGGGCAUUAAACUGGGAAUACAGGAAAAAGGGAAUUAUGGAAGAAAUUGUUAACUGGGACGCAGAUAUCAUUAGUCUUCAGGAAGUGGAAACAGAGCAAUACUUCACUCUCUUUCUACCAGCAUUGAAGGAUCGUGGAUAUGAUGGAUUCUUUUCUCCAAAGUCACGUGCCAAAAUCAUGUCUGAGCAGGAAAGAAAGCAUGUCGAUGGUUGUGCAAUAUUCUUCAAAACGGAAAAAUUUACAUUGGUGCAGAAGCAUACAGUGGAAUUCAACCAGGUAGCAAUGGCGAAUUCAGAUGGCUCUGAAGCAAUGCUGAACCGAGUGAUGACAAAAGAUAACAUUGGCGUGGCUGUGGUCUUGGAGGUCCACAAGGAGCUCUUUGGAACAGGUAUGAAGCCGAUUCAUGCUGCAGACAAACAGCUUCUUAUAGUGGCAAAUGCCCACAUGCAUUGGGACCCAGAGUAUUCUGAUGUGAAACUUAUUCAGACCAUGAUGUUUGUGUCAGAGGUUAAAAACAUUCUGGAGAAAGCCUCAAGUAGGCCUGGCAGCCCAACUGCAGAUCCUAAUUCCAUCCCGCUGGUGCUAUGUGCAGAUCUUAACUCAUUGCCAGAUUCAGGUGUUGUAGAAUAUUUAAGCAACGGAGGAGUAGCUGACAACCAUAAAGACUUCAAGGAACUAAGGUACAACGAGUGUCUUAUGAACUUCAGCUGUAGUGGAAAGAAUGGAAGCUCAGAAGGGAGAAUCACACAUGGCUUCCAACUUAAGAGCGCCUAUGAAAAUAACUUGAUGCCUUAUACCAAUUACACCUUUGAUUUCAAAGGUGUGAUUGACUACAUUUUCUAUUCCAAGACUCAUAUGAACGUGCUUGGUGUCCUGGGGCCUUUAGAUCCUCAAUGGCUGGUUGAGAACAACAUCACUGGGUGUCCACACCCUCACAUCCCUUCAGACCACUUCUCACUGUUAACACAACUUGAACUUCACCCUCCACUCCUGCCUCUUGUCAAUGGUGUUCACUUGCCUAAUCGGAGGUAGUGGAGUACAGCCCCGCCAAGGCGGGGAUCUGUUGCUAUGGACCUGUACAGUUGUAAAUCAAAGUAUGUAGGAGUGAAGUAUGGCCAUCCUUAAGCUGCUGCUUCAGGUUCCUUUCAUUAUGUGUUUGCUAUAAGACUUUGUAUGUUUUGUGCAUAUUGAUAUCAUUUGGCACUAGGGCUGGAACCAAAGUAUUACCGUCUGUCUAUCCAAACAUUUAAUAUACUUUAAAAUUGGAUUUCUUUUUUUCCUAUUAUAUUAGAAAACAGCAUUCACAAAUGGUAAAUCACUAAUCUGAGGCCCAACACCAGUGUUGCUCUCUAAAAACAAGUAACAUUCUGUGGAAUGAUUUCAAAUAAGCCAAUCAUUUUUAUAAGAAGUGAUUUUUACAACCUCCAAAUAUAAGAUUUUCAAUUGAAUUAUGGCAUGCCUUAUAGGAAAAACUUGAGUUUCUGGUUUCCUUUAUAACAAGCUGAUUUUUGGCCCCCAAGUCAUUUGCACAGUAACAAAGCACUUAAAUUUGCUUGAUUUGUACAUUAAAUGUGAUAUAGUCACUAGCCAUAACAAGACAAUUUGAGAAAUGAAAAUAAUUGUACAACAUGCUUUCAAAGUCAAGCAUUAGUUUGUGACAGUUUGUUGGCCAAAGGCUGGUUGUUUUGUUUGAGGAAUCCCCCCUCCCCUUUCCUUUUUGUUCUGCCUGUUAGUUAUAAUUUUUUUAGAAGUAUUAACUCUAAGCCCAUCUCUCCAGUUCAUUUAUAAGGAAAUAGCAGAUAUAUACUGCCAUACAUAUUGAAAGUAGAAUUUGGUAUUUUUAGGGUGCCCACAAAAUUAGUAUCUAAUAUUUGUCAUUUUUCAUGUCCACUCUUCUUUGCUGUGUGGUUGUACUGGAAAAAGAUAGGAUCCAUAUUGUCUUUACCACUACAGUUUUAAUGUGUAAGGAAGAUUACUGAAUGAAAAGCCCCUGGUCAAAGUUUCAAAAAGGGAAAGCCAUAUAAUGUUACACAUGUUUUCCAAAGUAAUUUAAAUGGCUGGUUUGUUUGUUUGUUUUUCUUUUUUCUUUUUUUUUUUUUUUUUUUUUUGAGGUAACAAUGGAGAGGACAGAUUUGGGGAAGUAGUUGAAAACUUUGGAUCAUUUUUUUUCUGACUCUAGCUGCCAAAUGGCCAUCAUAUGCUUUUAAUCUUCGUUGCCAUAUCUGUCUAGAUUUGAAUUGAGCUACUGGUUUAUUCCCAAAGUUUGAUGCCUCUAGAUGUAUUGGAAACCAACCCCCCUUUUGUUGUUGUUGGCCAGGAGGGGCCACUUAAAAUCUGACUUGAGAGGCAGAAAGCAUAAAUAACCAUUUUGUGGGGAGAAAAUUAGUUGGCUGCUUGAUGUUAAUUAUGGCACAGUAACAUUGAAAAAGGUUGUGUCUGUGUUUUUAAGUUUUUCUUUAUUCUGCUUUUUUGCUGCUAUAAGAGUUUUCUGAAAUUUAUAUUUUAAACUUUUCAUGCACUUUACUGUUUCUAGUAUCAAAAUGUGAUAUUUUUAAUAAACAAGAAAUUUUCCAUUAUGUGAAUGAAAUUUUAAAAGAAAAUAGCCUAUAUUUGUGUCUCACUAAUAUAUAAAGUACAAGUCAAAUUUAAAUUAUUUAAUUAGUUUUAAAUAUAUACAAAUUGUCUCCUCUUUCAAACCUGACAUCUUAGGCUGUUUUAUUAGUCUUAAAUAAUACAUUUCCUGUGGUUAUUUUAUACUAAUUUCUUCCAUAGUUUACUGAUCAGGCUAUAUAAAAUAAUAAUUCCCCAAAGGGUAAUUUUAGUGUAAUGAGGGUGGUGGGAUGAUGUAAUAUCAUACAGGAUUGCAUCCAGAAGAGCUCUGUAAAGCCUAAAUUCCCUUUUAAAAGUGCCUAGUGACAGAGGCGUUGUUAUCUAUUGUAAUUGGGAUGUCAUUGUAGUUCAAAAAAGUUUGAUGUAAAUAAAAUAUUCUUUUAAAAAAUAUUAAAGUACCUGAAUAAAAAAAAAACAAGUAGAAGAAACCCGUGAUGACAGAUUUUCCUCAGUGUUCAGGUAUCCCUUCUUAUAUACCUCAAGCAUCCAACAUCUAGCCAUGCAAAUUGGUUAUCUGAAGCAUAGUACUGGAAAGUAGAAUAGCAUGAAAAACUUAAUUUUGUGGACAUUACCUUUUUUGUAAUCAGCUACUGUAUGUUUAGUUUUAGAUCUUUUGUUUCGGGUGGGUUUUCUGCUCUGGAGGUAUAUGCACUAACAGAACAGUCUUCUUUCAUAGACGCAUGUUAAUUAGCAAUGUGAGCAAUAUUUCCUACCAUACUUCACUCCCGAUAUUUUUUGAGAUGUUUGUAUAAAAUGAAAUUUAAAGUUCACUUAUGAUUGUAUAUGAACCACAGAGGAGCCCAUUUAUUAAUAAAAAUCUUUUUUAAUAGUUAAAUGUAGAGGGGAAAAUAAAAAAAAUUGGGAAACAUUGUAAA
This is a messenger RNA of Arvicola amphibius (Eurasian water vole), 4241 nucleotides long. RefSeq names its product CCR4-NOT transcription complex subunit 6 like (gene Cnot6l). Bases 121 to 1788 code for a protein of 555 amino acids. Gene Ontology annotation, cellular component: CCR4-NOT complex; nucleus; cytoplasm. Gene Ontology annotation, biological process: nuclear-transcribed mRNA poly(A) tail shortening. The record is from RefSeq and is a predicted model, not a curated record. NCBI's taxonomy places the organism in Eukaryota, Metazoa, Chordata, Mammalia, Rodentia, Cricetidae. Gene Ontology annotation, molecular function: poly(A)-specific ribonuclease activity; protein binding. The transcript is spliced from 12 exons.